GUAUAUAAUCCCGGAGUUGACCCAGAAAACCAACUCUUGUGACUGGCACGGCUCGGCUCGGGUUCGGACCGGACAGGUCUGCAUGUAGCACCAGCUGCAGGAACAGCACACUCUCCUCGGAGCGCAUUCCACGUCCACGCAGCGGGGGAGACUAAGGAGCCAUGGCUGAACACAUGAUGAUGCCCAUGACCCACGGCUUCAGGAUGGGCAUGAACGGACCCCCGCAACACAACGCCCAGCCCGGCCUGCGCUGUGUGUCCAACGGCCAGAUGAUGCAUUACGGCAGGACCCCACAGAAUAACAUGGAAGCCACCAUGAGACAUAGACCAAACAUGGUGGGACCAGGGGGGAUGGGCGGCCCUGUGAACGGAGCUCCCAUGAACAACCAUCACCACCAGAUGAUGUCUGGGAACAUGAUGUACAAUGGGCAGGGCCCACAGCAGCCGCACCACCACAUGCACGCCCAGCAGCAGCAGCAGCAGCAGGGCGGGCACCAGCAGCAGUACCAUCACGGGAACCUCACCUCCCAGCAGCUCAUGGCCAGCAUGCACCUGCAGAAACUCAACACUCAGUAUCAUGGACACUCGCUAAGCUCGCCCAACGGGCACCACUUACCCAACGGGGCUCAGUACCGAAUGGGCCCGGCCCAGCUUUCAAACAUGCAACACAUUGGUGGGCCUUUCGGGCAGAAUGGAAUGGACAUGGAUCUGAUCGACGAGGAGGUUCUGACUUCACUGGUGUUGGAGUUUGGUUUGGAUCGCAUUCAGGAGCUGCCCGAGCUCUUCCUGGGACAGAAUGAGUUCGACUUCAUCCCGGACUUUGUGUGCAAACAGCAGCCAAGCACGGUCAGCUGUUGAGCAGUUUAACAAGCAAACCUGAUUUGGUUUGCUUGGACUGGGCCCCCCAAAGAAUGACUGAGCGGUCACAGUAGCACAGCAAAAGGAGACAAUCUUUCCUCUCUGUUUUGGUGUUUCUGUGUAGAUGAACGUGUCCAGUAUGCCUUCACACUGACCUGCCUGCAACGGAUGACGAACUGUAUUUAGCAAAAAUGCAGAAAAAGCAGCAGGUUUCUUCUUUUUGAGCCGGUGCCAGUGAGAUCUGCCACCUUUGGCCAAAUUGAGACAUCCUGAUGUAGCAGGCUCUGCCUGCACCAAUCUGGCCCCCAGCACACGUGCCUACAGUGCCAAGGCUUUUGGAUAACAGUAAAUUCAGCAGACACAAUAGGGGAAGGUGACCCGAAAAGACUGUCCAUCUGGCUCCGCUAGAUUCUGUGGCUUCUGUAAAUGUAUUUUAUCUCUAAUGACACCUUUAACUGGUAGCAAACAUUGUUGGAUAUUUAGGACAAGGGUAACUAGAGUGGAGAAUUGGUUUCUUUUUUUUGUUUGUCUGUGAAUUGAAGACUGGCUCUUCAAAAUGAUUGCUUACCAAAAUGGCAUUUUCUUGAAGAGCUAAUGAGGAUGUUGAGGUUAUGCAGCAUAUCUGGGUUGACUUGGUGGAGUUUAUUUUGACUUAUUUGGGUGAAAUGUGCAACAUCAAUCAGUACGUUUUUAUUUUACCUGAUUCUGAUAAAAUAUUUCUUAUCUUACACACGAUCCAUCUUUGGUAAACAAGCAUGCAUGUGCCACAGGUAAGACUUAAGGCAUCUUGUGUUACAAGUUGAUGGAGGCUCAAUAAUAUAGGCAUAUGAGAAACAGGGGAAAAUAACCAAACAAAAUACUUAAGAAUAUCCAAACAAAAAGGCAGGAUUGUUUUAUAUUGUUUUUCUUACAUCUGUGCAUCGAUGCAUUAAUAAAUCCCAUCAAAUGACAUGCUCCUCCAUAAAGCCAUGAUGGUGGUGUGCUGGAAGUGGAUUCUGUGCAGUUGGAGAUAUUUUGGUCUGGACACAGCUUUCGCCAGCAGUAUUUACAGUAGUUUACUCACUGUUGAAGCUGCCACUACGUGUGGAAUUGAUUUAAUUAAGCUGGAACAUCAAAAAUGGAGCAAAGUUGUUGUUGUUUUUGCCACAGAUUAACCUAGUCUGCUGCUUUUCUAGUGAUUCCAUUUCAAUGACAUGUCCUCACACACUUGUCUUAACUGAGGCUUGCACAUUUCCCAAUGACUCGGUCAUUCUGAAAUGGACAUGUCCGUGGUGCUUCUUUUUUCACCACAUCUUUUUUUAAGCACUGUUGGGUAAUUAGGUUUAUGCCAGAGUUGUUGUUUUACUCCUGUAGGCCAGCUGUGCAGCAAACCUCUACUGCAUUCAUAAUCAGGGUCGUUUCUAGCAUUUGUGAGGGGCCUGAUGCAAGACUGUCUCAUCGGAGCCCUAUUUUGGAAAACUGGGGGAGGUCAGACCCUUUAAGAUAAUGGUGUAGCAUUCAUCUGUUACACUUUAAGCUAAGAAAAAUGCUAGACUUGUGAAUAUGAUGUCCAAGUUCAUUCAUUUAAACAAAGAUUGGGGUUUAAAACACACGUACAAACACACACACACACACACACACACACACACACACACACACACACACGCGCACACACGCGCGCGCACACACACACACACACACCCAAAUGACUUUACAAACUUAAACUUUUGCAAAAAAACUCUUCUGGAUCACAUCAUAAACUGCAUAUCUGAGCCAUUAAAUGAGCAGUCAAAAAUGCUGACUUGGGUAGCGAGAGCGAACACAGAUCAUUCUGACAGACCUUGAAGCUUGAGGAGGAACCUCGUAAAGCAAGAAAUGGCUCUGAUCAUGAUGGUAUUUGUGUCGGAGGGGUCGGUGCAGCGUCAUCACAACUGGGCUGCUGUCCAAGUGUCUCCUAGAUCAGACAUCACCAGGCUCUUGAGUCCAACAACAAGCCAUUGAAACGCUGAUGUGAAGACUAGCUCGUUUAAUCUCUCAGUCUGGCAGAACUGCAGCCAGGCAAAGUCACAGUUAGAGAUGGAAUGGUUCUGUCCUCCAGACAUCACUGCUACAACAGAGCAUCCUUUUUGUGUAUUCUAUCUUUGUACUGUAGACUAGAGGACAAGUUUAUCUAAACACAAUUAAGGUACCUUUGUCAGAUGUAAAUCAGUGGCUUAUUUUUGAUGUGUUGACAAGAGUUUAUAUCCUUCAUUUUUACAGUGUGUAGAUACUGUAUACCAACGUCUUUGGGUGCAAGGCCUAAAGCUUUAAGACUAAGUACACUGCAUGUUUAAGCAAGCAUAAGGGAUGCCACCACCUUCCCACAAAGCUGCUGAGAAUGUACAGAACAUCACUGGGUGGGAAUUUGUCUUAAGAUGGUAGAUAAACGUGAGAUUGUACUCCUUGUUCCAAAUUACACAUCAUUCGUUUGGGUUACCUCUCUCCAAUCCUCCCUUCUUCUUCCCACUUCCCUCAAAGCUUUUGUAAUGUUAUUGAUUCUAUUUUAAGAAAAUGUAUUUAUUUUCAAAUAAAAUAUUUAUUUAAUGA
Molecule: messenger RNA, 3422 nt
Organism: Cololabis saira (Pacific saury)
Lineage: Eukaryota; Metazoa; Chordata; Actinopteri; Beloniformes; Belonidae
Gene: cited4a
Product: Cbp/p300-interacting transactivator, with Glu/Asp-rich carboxy-terminal domain, 4a
Exons: 2
Coding region: 162-857 (231 amino acids)
Biological process (GO): regulation of DNA-templated transcription
Cellular component (GO): nucleus
Source: RefSeq, a predicted model, not a curated record